Molecule: messenger RNA, 1768 nt
Organism: Nymphaea colorata (pocket water lily)
Lineage: Eukaryota; Viridiplantae; Streptophyta; Magnoliopsida; Nymphaeales; Nymphaeaceae
Product: tRNA (guanine(37)-N1)-methyltransferase 2
Exons: 12
Coding region: 165-1619 (484 amino acids)
Biological process (GO): tRNA N1-guanine methylation
Cellular component (GO): cytoplasm
Source: RefSeq, a predicted model, not a curated record
GCUGCUGAACGCGCGUUCUCUCUCAUCUUCUCUCCCGCUCUCUGCCGUUUUCUUCCUCGAUCUCACUUGUUUGCCCUGCCUUCCGUUCCCUUUCUUUCUCCCGCCGUCGCUGCCCCUACCGCCUCGAUUUCGGCAGCCUUCGUUUCUCGAACCCUCAAAAGAAAAUGGAUCCACCGCUGACAUUUGACAAGAGCAAAUUUGAUGUGAAACUUCAACUGUUUGCACUGAGAAUUCCUCGUGAGCAAUGCGUCAAUGUUGGUCGGGCUUUAAAAGGGUAUCUGAUAGAGAAGGAUCGGAUAAAACCUAUAGCACAAGAUCCAUCAUGUGAAAAAAACCGCUUGAUGAUCUUGUCAGAAGAGGUUCAGGAUUCUGAGCUGCUUGAAAUCCCUGGGGAAAAGCUGGAUGCUGUGAGGAAGAUAUGCAAAUUUGAAGUCAUUCCGUACUCAAUGACACUUGGAUAUUCUUACUGGGGUGCUGAUCAAAUACUAAAACAGAUAUUACCUCCUGGAGUAGAAGUUCCUUCUUCUUUUGAAACAAUAGGCCAUAUUGCACAUCUAAACAUUCCUGGUGAACUUCUUCCUUUCAAAGAGAUCAUUGCAAAAGUUAUCUAUGAUAAAAACCAGCCGAGAAUCAGAACUGUUGUGAAUAAAGUUGGAACCAUUACAAAUGAGUUCAGAGUGCCAAAGUUUGAAAUCUUAGCAGGAACAGAUGACUUGGUUACAGAAAUAAAGCAGUAUGGGGCCCGAUUCAAGCUGGAUUAUGGCUCUGUUUAUUGGAACUCAAGGCUGGAGCAUGAACAUGUACGCCUCAUUUCAAAAUUUUCCCCUGGAGAAACCAUCUGUGAUAUGUUUGCUGGAGUUGGGCCCUUUGCUAUCCCUGCUGCACAAAAAGGGUGUAUUGUAUAUGCUAAUGACUUAAACCCUACCAGUGUAGAUUACCUGCAAAUGAAUGCUGUUCUGAAUCAAGUGGGUUCACAUAUUCAUGUGUAUAACAUGGAUGCGAGAAUUUUCAUCCGCCAUUUAGUGUCUCCUGCUUACAAAGAAAAUGCAGACAAGGAUGCUGUUGCUGGUAGUGCUGAUGGAGCAAGUGCCCAGGAAACCAUUGGAGAAUAUUCUGACCGUCAAGGAGCUGUGAAAGGAGCAUCAUCAAAUGGUAAUUGUAGAGAUGACAAGAAUGAGGUGGAAACGAAUCUCCAUAGAUCAGAAGAUUCAGAUGUGAGAACUGCUUUUGGGUCUGGAAAGAGAAGAAGGAAGGAAGCUCCUAAGAAAAAGAUGGAAGGAUUUAAAGUUCCUAGUUCUAAACCCUGGGAACAUAUUGAUCAUAUCGUAAUGAAUUUACCAGCCUCUGCUCUGCAGUUUCUAGAUGUCUUCAACGGGCUCUUUCAAAGGAGGUACUGGACUGGAUUAUUGCCAUGGGUUCAUUGUUACUGUUUCUUGCGCUCAAGUCAAACUGAAGAAUCAAUUUUAUCUGAUGCUGAAACUGCUUUGGGAGGUCGAAUACAAGAUCCAAUCAUCCAUAGGGUUAGGGAUGUGGCCCCAAAUAAGGAGAUGAUAUGUCUAAGCUUUAGGUUACAGGGAGAAACGUGCUUCCAAGAGGAUGAGACUGACCAGCGUGCCUGAAUUGUAGUGAAGUGGCUAUUUAAUCAAUUUUCUAUUGCUUGUAAAUCUAACUUACUAAGUCUCAGUAAACACCUUGGUUCCGUGUUCCAUUUACGGAUAUUUUAACUUAGUUGCUUUCAGAUUAAGAAAUCAGAAAUAUGUUAUAUGUA